Mus musculus (house mouse) is the source of this 3920-nucleotide messenger RNA. RefSeq names its product LanC lantibiotic synthetase component C-like 3 (bacterial) (gene Lancl3). Gene Ontology annotation, biological process: peptide modification; carbohydrate metabolic process. Lineage: Eukaryota; Metazoa; Chordata; Mammalia; Rodentia; Muridae. The record is from RefSeq and is marked validated. The coding region runs from base 258 to 1520 and encodes 420 amino acids. The transcript is spliced from 5 exons.
AUUCCUAGCUCUGCCUCGGGCCACCCCGGAGCCUCGCGGCAGCUCGUUGUCCCACUUGGCCACUGGCUCCGUGAUCCCUCCUUGCGCCUGCCUCGUCUUGUCACCUCCCGUCUCACCCUCCUCGCUCCAUCCUCCACCACCUCAUCCACAGCCAUCUGAGCGAGCGCGCCUCUGAGAGCAGGAGGUACUGCUCCGGGCUUCAGGGCGCGCCCUCCAAAGGUGCCCAGCUCGACAUUCGGGACCCCGCGGGCGACAGCAUGGACACCAAGCGCUGCUUCGCCAACCGCUUCGAUGACUACCAGGGCAGCCUGCUGGCGGGCCAGUGCGAGGAGGCAGUGGCGCCCUUGGUCACCUCCACCAUCGAACGCAUUCUUCAGGAGCUGCCCCCGCUGGGGGGCGGCGCUGAGGCUCGGGGGGCGACAGGCGCGGGCAGCAGCUGCCAGGGGGGUCUGUACAGCGGCGUGGCCGGGGUGGCCUACAUGCUCUACCACGUCUCCCAGAGCCCGCUCUUCGCCGCCGCCCGGGAGCGCUACCUGCGCUUCGCCAAGCGCCUCAUCGACGCGUGCCUCCGCGCCGAGGAGUGGGGCGAGACGGACGCGGACACCCGUGCUGCCUUUCUGCUCGGGGGCGCGGGCGUGUAUGCGGUGGCCACGCUGGUCUACCACGCCCUGGGCCGCCCCGACUACGUGCAGCCCCUCGGCAAGUUCCGGGCUCUGUGCGCCGUCUGCGCGCCGGUCUCCUUCCUGGACUGUGGCUCCGACGAGCUGUUCGUGGGUCGCGCCGGCUACCUGUGCGCCGCGCUCGUGCUCAAGCAGAAGCUCGCCCAGGAGGUAUUGACCCCAACACAAAUUAAAGCAAUAUGCCAGGCGAUUCUGGACUCUGGGAAGCAGUAUGCUCUGAAGAAGAGAAAACCAUUCCCCCUGAUGUAUUCUUACUACGGAACAGAAUACCUGGGGGCAGCUCACGGCCUGUCGUCCAUUCUCCAGAUGCUCCUUUCCUACCAGGAGCAUCUCAAACCUUCAGAUCGGGAGCUGGUGUGGCAGAGCGUGGAUUUCCUCAUGGAACAGGAGCAGAAUUGCAACUGGCCACCAGAGCUUGGCGAGACCAUCGAGAGAGAGAAUGAACUUGUCCACUGGUGCCACGGCGCUCCAGGAAUUGCUUAUCUGUUUGCCAAAGCUUAUCUCAUUUCCAAGAAACCGCAGUACCUGGACACAUGUAUCCGGUGUGGGGAGCUGACAUGGCAGAAAGGCCUGUUGAAGAAGGGGCCAGGGAUUUGCCAUGGUGUAGCUGGCAGUGCCUAUGUCUUCCUUCUUCUGUACCGUCUUACAGGAAACUCGAAAUAUAUCUACCGUGCCCAAAGGUUUGCUCAGUUCUUAUUCACUGAAGAAUUCAAAUCCGGUUCCCGGGUCCUUGAAAGCAUCUACAGCUUGUACGAAGGCUUCUCUGGAACUGUUUGCUUUCUCAUUGAUCUACUGCAGCCCAAUCAGGCAGAAUUUCCUCUCUUCAGCGUCUUUGUUUAAAAGGUUCCAUCUCCCCUUGCAGUCAGUGGAAGUCCCCUGAGAUUUCCUGAACCUCCUCUAGGCAGUUUUCCUUGUAAUCCACAUCCAAUGGUCUCACGACCAUGAGCCUUCCCAUUGCUGCCAGAUGGAUGAGAUGAGUCUGAUGAAGACAGCGUGAUGCCAGACUGCAGAGAGAGCCUGUCAAACCAAGAUGCCACAACUCAUCUAAAAAGCACCGAUUUAAUGUUUCAGGGGAGAGAUGGCCAACUCAAGAUCAGAGAGAAAAGGGGGAAAACAUUUAAUGUUUUUCAGUUUGUGACACAAAAGGCAAAAGUGAACUAGAAAUGACAGGGAUAAAAUGCCAACACUUCCAAAACUGAGCAACAAAUGUGACCAUCUAUGUAUGCCCAAUACCCCUAAAUUCAGAAGUAAAGACAGCCAGAAUCGAAACGAAUUUUGCCCUGUUAAAAACUGUUAGCAGGGAUCAAGUGUCAAGACGAAGGACAUGAAAAGAAACCAUUGGCUGUCCUAGGACUUUACUUACUGAAAUUCAUAAUUCUUUUCUGAGUGGAGAUAUGUGAAUAUGUAGGCAGGAUUUUUAUUUUAUCUUAUUUUUUGACCACUAUUCUGGGCACUUUAAAAAACAUCAUAUUAUAACUUAUUUUGAACACUGAAAUUUGAAGCUGCCUUAGGCCUUAGGAUGUCUCUUUUCCAGUUGCUUUUUUCUUUGCUAGAGCUCAGAAUAGUAAGCUUCAGGGCAGGAAGGAGUGUAGCUUAGAGACAGGGUUGGAGCUUACUAUCUCAGGGCGUAGCUUGUUUAGCAUGCAUAAGGCCCCUGGUCCAUGCCUAGUACCACAAGCAGGCAAAAGACAAAACAACAACAAAAGAAGACAGAAAAAUUUGUAUCUAGCAAACAAAUGUCACUAUCGUGUUUUUCUCAAUUGAACGUGUGACCUGGAUGUUGUGAAUGUUAGUAAUUUUUCAAAUGUCUUUAUCUUUGUAAUGUCUAUGAAGCUAUUAGAUUGUAAACUAUGCUCUCGGUGAAAAUCGAUCAUCUCAAACAUCAGGGUAACUUACCACAAAGGUAAGUCAUUUCUGGAUUUCAUAGAAGUCUGGGAAAGACAUGGGGUGAGAAAACUUGAAAUGGUUCUCGAAAGAAUGUUGCUCCAUUUCAUCCUAUUAUAGUAAGAGUGGAAUGAACUCCCUGGCUCUUCACCUCACCUUGCAAAAAACACAGGACACACUAGAGAUUGUCUAUUAUGCCAGUUGAUUCUAGUCACCAUAUCUAGUUUACUUCUGCUACAAACACAAGUUAUAAAAAUGUUUCAAGUCCAUAGUGGAUUGCUGAACACCAAUAGGAGCAACUGUCAAUAUGCAGACCAUGAGAUUGCCACAGUCCUAAUAUUUAACCACUGAAGUUCAGACAUCACAUUUAGAAGACAGUUGUGCCGUAUACAGUGUCAUUAUUUGUAGUCAUUAGAUAUUUGGAUAUGUUUCUAUACAUAAGUACAUGUGUGUAUAUGCUACAUCUAUUCCCAUAUAAACUGAAGCACUAUUUGAACUGUAGAUAGACUUUUUGAGGAAUUAGGUAAUAGUCUGCUGCCUGGAAACAUUUGUGUGUGUGCUGGCUUGUGGAACUAUAUGAACCAAUGGAUUUGUGUGGGUUUCCAUGCAUGUUGUAUGUGUGAUCCUAUUUUGGAAAAGAGGACCUCUUGUAUUUAUAAGAUUCUCAAUGAAUCUUAACCAAAGAAAAGAACUGUUUUUUUUUUUAAUAUUUUGUGGCUCUUUGUAUGUUUACAAUCGUCAACACGAGCUGGGACAAACUAAUUUUUGUAAAAUAUGUACCUUGUUGGCUUAUUGUCCCAUUUUCAUACCCUCGGAUUUCAACAUAUAAAAUUGUCUUUAAUUGCUUAUCUGUGAGAAGAGUGUUUGGGGUAAAGCUUAAUUAGACUUCAGAAGUUCUUUCUUGAGGAGAAAAAGCACCUUUUGGAAAGCCUUAAGGAAGAUGCUAUCCACAGAAUGGUCUUCUUUUUGGACGGACAAUGGCAUGCCCCUCACCAUCUCAUUUUCAAUACAUUUUGCAUAGGCCCUACAGGCUACAGAUAAUAACUAUCCAAAAUUAGGAUGCAUAGAUGUGUUGUAUCUGUUAUAUUGCUAGGAGCUUUACAAACAACUGGAACUACCUUUUGAAGUUGUGGUAGAGUGAUUAUAGCUUUGUGCUGAUCACUGUGAAAAGGUCACUCUUUGUAUAUCAUAUCUAAAAAAUGGUCAUGUUUGGGUGUGGUCUUUCUGUAAGUACCACCUGGAGAUUUAUAACUAGUCAAAGAAAGUAUACACAGGCAAAAGGUGUAACUCAGCAGUAGGAGACUUACCUAGCAUGCGUGCUGCCCUAGGCCCUAGGCCCACCAUCAGAAACAAAAG